Aspergillus viridinutans is the source of this 1494-nucleotide messenger RNA. RefSeq names its product NYN domain-containing protein. Lineage: Eukaryota; Fungi; Ascomycota; Eurotiomycetes; Eurotiales; Aspergillaceae. The transcript is spliced from 2 exons. Gene Ontology annotation, biological process: protein import into nucleus. Gene Ontology annotation, cellular component: nucleus. The record is from RefSeq and is a predicted model, not a curated record. The coding region runs from base 1 to 1494 and encodes 497 amino acids. Gene Ontology annotation, molecular function: guanyl-nucleotide exchange factor activity; small GTPase binding.
AUGCCAUCGCCUGCUGAGACAGCUUCGAACUGGGACUUCACUCCGGUGUUGAAUCUGCUACGUUCGCCUGUGUACAACGGGCGUGAGCAAGCCCAUGUGGCUGGCCACACCAAUUUGUCUGCUACCUUCGAGAAAGACGACACCAAGAAAACUGCCAACGAUUCGAGCGGUAGUUAUCCGAGGCUAGGUGAUUUUGGCCCUCUCUGGGAUCUCCUUGGCCACGGUAGUUCACCAGGCGUGAAGACAGAACAGUCUCAGCCUACUUGUGCUGAACAGCCUCAGAAAUGCAAGCCGAUUCAGAUCCUCAAGAGACCUAUAGCCACAGUAAAAUUUGCCGAACAUACUAUCGAACAGACAUCUCGGGCUGCCCCUAGACCGAUCCUUAGUUCAAAUGCCUCUGAAGCUCAACUCCCCAAAAAGAAAGCUGUAGCAGAAAACAGCACAGCUUGUCAGAACCCUCAAUCGAAAGUUUCUGAUGUCAGCUCGUCGGAGAGUAGUGCGGAGGCAGAGUCCGACGGCAACUUCAGUGUCUUUGACCCACCCUUGUUGAAAAAACGGGGUGCCGUGUCCUUCAUUCCCUCUCAAGUCUGCACACCGGCGUCCAAUGCUGAGCCAUGCGAGACUCCGCCAUCCUCUUUUGACGAGUUGGAAGGGUCCCUGACAGCUGAAACUCUCAAGAGCUUGCCUGGUCCUAUUCGCGUGCGGCCCAUUGCGUAUAAAUCGGCAGCAGACCGAAGAGUUGGUCUUCUUACCAAACUCCUGAAGAGAUUUCCCGAGUACGCGGAAGCCGUGGCUCAAGUUGGCCGGUCUCCGAGCACUAAACCGAACGAUCAGGCUUCUCGUCCCAUCCAUGUCUUUGUCGAUAUGUCCAACAUUAUGGUUGGCUUUCAUGACUCUGCGAAGCUAGCUCGCAAUAUACCUGUGAAGACUCGCAUUCGGCGUCUACCCCUUUCGUUUCAGAACUUCUCUUUGAUUCUCGAACGUGGUCGCCCCGCUGCCAAGAGAGUCUUGGUUGGCUCUGAUCGAUUUGCAGCCAUUGACGAAAGUCAAAAGCUGGGCUACGAGGCCAAUAUAUUGGAUCGGGUUCACAAGGUAAAACAUGUGACUCGUCGUCAGUUGAAGUAUCGGAAGAAUCCCCGAGUCAGCGCUCAGGAAGGAGGCAGCGGUUCUGAAACGAACGAUGCGCCGGAGGAGCGAUGGGUUGAACAGGGAGUGGACGAAAUUCUGCACCUGAAGAUCCUAGAGAGUCUGGUGGAUACCGAUGAACCGGCGACUAUUGUUCUAGCCACAGGAGACGCAGCGGAAGCUGAGUUUUCAGGAGGCUUCAUGAAGAUGGUGGAGCGAGCACUGCAGCGAGGAUGGAACGUCGAGCUUGUGAGUUUCUCGCAAGUGACGAGCUUCGCCUAUCGUCGGAAGGAAUUUCGCGCGAAAUGGGGGAGGCAAUUUAGAUUCAUCGCAUUGGAUGAGUUCAGUGAGGAGCUGUUAGACAUGUGA